AUGGACGACGAGAAGAACUUCCCCGAGACGGUGGUGCGGCCCGCCAGCCCCAUCGAUGAGAAGACCUCGAGGGCUUCGGUGGGAUCGCACGGCGAGACAUACCACCCGCAGCAUGCGGCGGCGCACACGGCGGACCUGGCACUGCUCGAGGGCGACCGGAUCAACCUGGAGGACGUGGACCCGAAGGAGUUGCGACGGGUGCGGUGGAAGAUUGACCUGGCAAUUAUGCCGCCGCUCAUGCUCUGCUAUUUCUUCCAGUAUCUCGACAAGACAGCGAUCGCGUACGCGAACCUGUUCGACUUCCAGACCGCGAACAACCUGAAGGGACAGGACUUUGCGUGGCUCGGCUCCAUCUUCUACAUCGGAUACCUCGUAUGGCAGCCUUUUGCGGCGUGGCUCCUCGUCCGCGUCAACAUCAAGCUGCACUUUGGCGUCGCGAUCUUGGUGUGGAGCACGUGCCUGGGCUGCAUGGCUGCAUGCCACAACUUUGCUGGUCUGGCAGCGUGCCGCUUCCUCCUUGGAUGCGCUGAGAGCGCCAUGCUCCCCAUCUGCGGCUCAGUCACGGGCAUGUGGUACACGCGCAACGAGCAGAGCGUGCGUGUCGGCAUUUGGUACAGCAUGGUCGGAUGGGGCACCAUCUUCGGCGGCCUGAUUAGCUACGGCAUGUACGCGAUGCCGGCGGGCGUGCUCGCCAAGUGGCAGUUCAUCUUCGUGCUCCUCGGCCCCCUCACGUUCGUCUACGGCAUCUACGUCAUCCUCGUCGUCCCCGCGUCGCCGGCUAGGGCAUGGUUCCUCACCCCCCGCGAGCGCCUCAUCGCCCUCGAGCGCAUCCGUGAGAACAAGACCGGCACGACCGGCACCGGUAUCCGCUGGUACCAGGUGCGCGAGGCCUUCUGCGACCCGCGCAUCUACCUCUGUGCCCUUAGCGUGUUUGCCGUGUCUGUCCCCAACGGUGGCGUGACGAGUUUCUCGGCCGUGCUCAUCCAGGGAUUCGGCUUCGACAAGCGCAUGACGUCGCUGGUGGGCAUGUCCGGUGGCGCGUCCGAGAUUGUUGGCAUGGCCCUUGCCACGAUGCUCGCGUACAAGAUGCAUUCGCGCUUCUGGCCGGGUAUCAUCGGCGUUCUCAUCGGCAUUGCGGGCGCGGGCGUCAUGCUCGGCCUCCCACCGCAGGAGAAGGUGGGCCGCAUGGUCGGCAUGGUGUUCGUGUACUGGUUCCCGAUCGGCAUGAUGCUGUUCAUCCCCUGGAUCCAGAGCAUGACCGCUGGAGCGACCAAGCGCGCAACCUUCUACUGUAUGUACCAGCUGUUCUACGCCGCUGGAAACCUUGCGGGAGGGCAGACAUUCCGGGCAAAGGAGGCCCCGAUUUACCAGUCGGCGCGCAUCGCCAUCCUCGUCGGACUGUGCGUGCACGCCGCCACGAUGGCGGCCAUCUAUGUCCUUCACCGCAUUUGGAACGCGAAAAGGGACAAGCUGCCUCCCGUCGUGGAGGAGGACAACAUCGAGUUCAAAGAGUGA
Trichosporon asahii var. asahii CBS 2479 is the source of this 1515-nucleotide messenger RNA. RefSeq names its product putative DAL5-Allantoate and ureidosuccinate permease. Gene Ontology annotation, cellular component: membrane. Gene Ontology annotation, biological process: transmembrane transport. The coding region runs from base 1 to 1515 and encodes 504 amino acids. The transcript is spliced from 2 exons. Gene Ontology annotation, molecular function: transmembrane transporter activity. Lineage: Eukaryota; Fungi; Basidiomycota; Tremellomycetes; Trichosporonales; Trichosporonaceae. The record is from RefSeq and is a predicted model, not a curated record.